Messenger RNA from Prunus persica (peach), 2298 nucleotides. RefSeq lists its product as uncharacterized. NCBI's taxonomy places the organism in Eukaryota, Viridiplantae, Streptophyta, Magnoliopsida, Rosales, Rosaceae. The coding region runs from base 1 to 2298 and encodes 765 amino acids. Gene Ontology annotation, molecular function: nucleic acid binding; zinc ion binding. The record is from RefSeq and is a predicted model, not a curated record. Gene Ontology annotation, biological process: DNA integration. The transcript is spliced from 3 exons.
AUGAGUGCCUACAAUCAAAAAGGUCUUAACUCCAUCUUCACUGCAAUAUCAGCUGAAAAAUUUAAGUUUAUAUGUCAUUGCAAAACCUCAAAGGAGGCUUGGGAUAUUUUGGAAAUUAUUCAUGAAGGGAAUGCCACUGUAAGAGAAUCCAAACUUCAACAAUUGAUGACUAAGUUUGAAAAUAUGAAGAUGCUUGAAACUAAAAAAUUUGCUAAAUUUUAUGCUAGAUUGAGUGUGGUGGUGAAUGCUUGCAGCAACCUUGGUGAUGCAAUUCCUGAACACAGAAUAGUGAAAAAGAUUUUGAGAUCUCUGCCUAUGAUGUAUCACACCAAGAAGACAGCGAUUGAAGAGUGUAAGAAUUUGAACAAUUAUAAACUUACUGAAUUAAUUGGUUCUCUUACCACUUAUGAGAUGGAAUUUCCAGAAAUAAAGAAAAGCAAGGGCAUUGCUCUAAAUACAGUGAAAGAAGAUGGAAGUGACAGUGUGUCAGAAGACAAAAUGGAUUAUGCUUUGCUUACAAAACAAUUUCGUGAGUUUUUAAAAUCUAAGAAUUCAAGACCUGGUGAACAAAGAGGAAAUUCAGGUUCAAGUACAAGAGGGAGUCGUCCUCGUGAGUUUACUUCUGACAAGUUAUCACAUACAACUAGAACUAUGGAGAAAAAGGGCUCUAAAGAUUCACUGAAGUGCUUUGAAUGUGGUGGAUAUGGACACUUUGCCUCUGAAUGCGCAAAUAAUUUGAGGAAGCAAAAUAGUGGGAAAAAUAAAGUAAUGGCAGCAACUUGGAGUGAUAGUAAGUCUGAUAAUGAUUCAAGUUCAGAAAAUGAAGAUCAGGUUAUUGCUUACUGUGGGAGAAUUCAUGCGCAAAAGGAUGAGAACUCUGAUGUUGAAGAACCUGAGAUAGAAGUGGCGAUGAAGCAAUUCAACAGUCUCUAUGAUUCCUCUGAAAAACUGAAGAAGAAAAAUGCAGAGCUUGCUGAUCAAGUGGUCUUUCUACAAGAAGAACUGACUAGGACUGAAGCUGCCUUUCAAUCCCAGCUGAAAACAGAAGAAAAUUUGCGUGGGUGGCUUGAAAAAAUUCAGAUGCUCCAAGACAAGUACCAGCUGCAGAAAGAUAUGAAUGUUUCUCUUACUUUCGAAAGGGACCAUGUUAGUGCUGAAUUAAAAUUAGCAAUGGAAAAAAUAUUUGGUAUGAUCAUUGGUGCAGAGAAGAUUGACAGGAUGUUAAGUCUAGGAAAAAGGGCUGGUGAUACGAGAUGCUUGGGUUUUGAAAGUGAAAGGUCUAAGCAAGAGGUCAAAGCUGUGAAAUUCAUCAAAGAAUCUUCUUCUACUGAAGUGAAGGUUAGCCUAAAGAAAUUUAUACCAAUCUGUCAUUUUUGUGGAGUUUUUGGUCAUAUACGACCUAGAUGCAAAGUGCUUAGAAAGAAGAAGAGGUCAGCUUACAGCUAUUCUCCAAGAAAUUUUAAUCCAUCUCAAAGAACCAAACUAGUGUGGAGAAAAAAGGAAGAAAAAUGCUUGGUGACUUUAAUGGCUUUAUCUGCUAGAAAAUCUGAUACAUGGUAUUUCGACAUUAGUUGUUCAAGACAUAUGUCUGGUGAUAAAUGUUGGUUUACAAAUCUGAAUACAGAGUGUAUGGAAGGCUCUGCAAAUUUGAUAAGCAUCAGUCAACUUUGUGAUGAUGGUAGCAGUGUGUGGUUUGAUAAAGAUCAAUGCUAUGUUGCUGAUUUGCAAGGAAAGAAGGUUAUGAGUGGCAUGAGAUCCAAAGAUAAUUGCUAUUGUAUUCAGGUGAAUGAGAACAAAAGUCUUGUGUGCAACCGAGCUACUGAUGACGUGAUGGAACUGUGGCAUAGAAGACUUGGUCAUAUCAACUUUCGUGAUCUCUUGAAGUUGUCCAAGAAUGAGUGUGUCAGAGAGUUUUCGUGGCCUAUGCAACAGAAAAAUGCUUCACAUGUUACUACCAUGAGACUUCGAACAGACCAUGGAACGGAAUUUGAAAAUGUAAGCUUUGCUGAAUAUUGUGAAGAGAAAGGAAUAAAGCACGAAUUUUCAGCACCUAUUACACCUCAACAUAAUGGGGUGGUUGAGAGGAAGAAUCGCACCUUGCUUGAAAUGGGUCAUGUGAUCUUGACAAGUGCUAAGAUAGCAAAGAAAUUUUGGGCAGAAGCUAUUAGCACAACAUGUUAUACAGCAAAUCGUGUAUAUCUUAGACCGGGCACAACUUCAACUCCUUAUGAGCUUUGGAAAGGCGAAAAUUCUGUGGUGCCUCAGCUGUACCGGUAUAGCCGGCUAUCCAACGGCUGA